ACUUCAGUUCAUAGUAUGAGUCAAGGCAGGUGAGCCAAUACUUUUGGUAAUAUAGUGUAUGUGGACUAUGGAUUGUACCAGCUUUUGUUUUAAAUGCAUCCAUUUCUUUCUUUUUUUUUACAUAAAGAGUAUCACUGUUGACGAUGUAUCCAUCAAUGAGAGGAAAACCUCCACAGCCUGGCUCCGUCUGCUUCACUGGGUCAGAGUCAGAGACCACGUGUACCAUAAACCCCAUUAGAGUAAUGUAAAUAAACACUGAUAAAUACUAUAUAUAAAUCCCAGCAUUUAUGUCAUUCACAUUUUCUCUUGGUUGAAGUUAUAUAUAAAUAUCUGCUUUAUUUUUCACGGUAAAUUGAUGCAUGUCUGAAACCCUGGGAGGUUGAGAUAGAAGUGACCUUAACAUUUCCCUGUUAUUCAACAACUUACUGAAUACUGCACACAGACUUUACUACAACCACCUGAACUGGUUUCUAGAAAUCCUUUUUAAAUCGGAGUGGCUUGAUUUGCAUUGGUAAUAAAGGUAAUCGUUAAAACUGUUACAUGAUGACAAAGAUUAAUUUACUUAUGUCACUAUUUAAAAAAGAAAUCGAGAGGCUUUAACCUGCGGUCAUAGAGGUAGAAAAGGGAGGGGUUUAUACAAAGUAAAUAUAAAGCUGUUGAUGAACAUAGAUUGAACACAUUUAAAAAAAAAACAAACUGAUGUGUAUGUCACUCUAUAUUUGGAAUACUAUCCUAUUUUAAAAAAUACACAGAACCAUAUGUGUGUCACCGCUGUUUCUAUUACGUUUCCGGAUUCGGUUUCGCAACCUGACUUGGCUGCUGACGUCAGAGACACGGAACCCUGAAGGAACCUCACCUGCGGCUGAAGUAGAAGGAGGGUUAGAAGUCGCGACAAGUCAUUUUAAUAGUUGUUUAUUAUCGUCCGCGUUUAGUUGUUUGUUUCACUUUUGACCGCAGUUGAGCUAAACUCGAGUUCAAUCAAACAAAAACUUCUUUCAUUUUCAAAAAGUCCAAACUGUCCGACGUUUCCGGGUUGGGAUUUGAUCCAGGAUCGGACCCUGGAUCGGUUUUAGGAUCAGCUGACUGCGUCAACCAGGAUAUGGACGUGGAGCUGAUAACCCUCCCGGCUAAUGGGAACAACGGCAAAUCGAUUUCUAAUGACCGGAUAACAGCUGAGAACGGUGCGGACGUUACGUGUGAAGUCACAGAGAGAGACAGUUUGCUCAAAACGCAUGCUGCAGGUAAUCAAAAUGGAGAUAUUCCUGUCUCCAAUUCUGACGUAGAAGCUCAGAGGACUGUGGAAAAUGCCCACUCCUGUCCAGAGAGCACAGCACGCAGGAUUUGGGAAGAGUUGAAUGACACGCCCUUCUCCAAAGUCAGACUAUGGAUGAUCCUCAUUUUCCUUCUGGUCAUCAUCGUGGCUAUAAUAUUAUUUUCUCUGUGGAUUUGUUCAGUAAUUCACGAGGACGUAGAUGAAAAAUUUGACCCUUCGCUGUUUCAAGUUCCUCUACAUUUCAACGGCAGCUUUCAGCUUCCGAACCAGGUGUUCACAGAAGAACUCUUCACCUUGUCAACCAACGAGAGCAUAGUUCUCACCACCGACCUGGAAGAUAAGUUGGCUGACCUUUACAGAUCCUCCCCUGCUCUGGGAAGGUACUUCUCCAAGGCUGAGGUUUAUUCUUUGAGAAACGGUUCCGUCAUUGCUGAUUACCAGCUGACAUUCCUCCUGCCUGAAGAGCAGCAGUUUGAACUGCAAAACUUCACCCUGAGCAGGGAGAUGGUCUACAACGUGCUGAGACAGUCUCUGUACGAUCAGGAGACAGACGGCUCUGCACCCAUGUACAUUUACCCCCGCUCGCUGCGGAUGUUUUGAAUUGCUCUUGUGACAAGAACCAACAUGCAGCCCUGAAAAACUGGAGUAUCCUGAUGUCAGGUUUCUAUGGUGGGAAGUGAGCAUGUGAUUUUUUUUUAAAGCCGUGUGAUUUUUGUGUCAUGCAUCUUCACCACAGGAACACAAUUCAUGACUUCCUGUGUCAAGGAUGUCAUUGUGGGUUCAUGUAAACGAUCAAGACGUUUGUAUUUAUCUUUGUAAAAUACAUUUGAAGGACCUCAAAAUUUACAAAAAAAUUUACAAGAACAAUUCUCAGAACCAUUCUCUGAACCGAAAGCUUUAGCCUUGAGAGUCUUUGGAGGUGCAGUAGAAUGCUCCAAGCCUCUGGAGCAUGUGAGUCAUAGCAGCUGGUCUUGAAGUUCAGUUUCACUGAAGACGCCUUAUUAACGAGAAGUGAAAUGUCUAAAAAUGAAUCUUCCAGUGUAGUUGUUACUGAGUCACAUUAUUCAAAGAACCACAACUAAAAAAAAAAUCAAUAAGUCACCCUUCCUUGACCCUCUAUUGUACUUUUAGAAACUCUGUCAAUGACGCAGCAACAGCAGUUUCAGUUUUGUUUAGAGAGUUCACUGUACGUGAUCAGAGUGGUUUUAACUCUAAUAAGUAUUUUGGUUUUAACUGUUUUUUUUAAUUGUCUUCCAAAAAGAGUAUUGUUUUUAAGUCUGAUGUUUUUUACCUUCACAUUUCAUGGUUUGCAAGGUAAAAAAAAAGUAUUUUUGUCCAGACGCCAAAGUUUCAGAUUAGACUUAAUUAUAAAAAAAAGUUGCAAUCUGUUGCAAUCAGUUCGAUGGUUCGUCUGUGAACCUAGAGGUUGUUUGUUUCGCUUUUGAUUCCAUGGCCAUUAUCACACCUGCUUUACAUGCAGAAACCACAUACUUCAUAGCGCCUCUCGUGCCGGCCUGUGGGUGUUACAAAGACUCAGGCUGCACAUUUUCCCCAUUAAGGAAGGAAUAAGGAACUACCUUUUUUUGUUUUUGGUUCAUGAAUUAAAGGCAGCAAAUGCCUUGAAUUUAUAUUUUUUUCCAUAUUUACAGAUUUGUCAUUCAUGGUAUGCACCAUUUAUUGAGCUAAUGCUAAGUUGUUAUAAGCUUCUGAGCUGUGGAUCAUUAGCAGGUGUCUGCUCCGUGUUAGCCUGAGACACGGAGAUGUGCCAGAAGAUCUUUAAGCCAGUUCUGUGCAGCUUUGGCCUUAGGUGGUUUAUUAUCAUUCAAAACCUAUUUAUCCUGAGUAUUAUUAGACACUUAAAGCUGUAAUUAUUUAUAUUUAUUUCCAUUGAGUGUUUUGAGGAAAACCAAGAUCAAUGGACAUUUAGAUUGAAUUUAAUGUCCGUAAGUAUUUUUGUCACCAUGAGACACUGUGAAAACACUGGUCCUCAAAUGGGAGGGCAAACAAAUAUGAGUAAAUGAAGAGGCUGAAGGUAAACAUGAGGGAAAAUGGUUCAUGUGAAACCAUCACAUGUGGCUUUAACUCCAAAAAUGUUGAGUUGGUUGAUGAUGUAAAGAGUCGUACACUGUAGAAAAUGAUCACUUUAGAAAAUGUUUCCAGCUACGGUGUAGUGUGUGCCUUAUUUGACGCCUGAUUGACACAUAAGUAGAUACAGUUAGACUAACGCAACCUUUUGUUGAAGGUUGAAGAUCAUUUGCUGUAACUACUAAUCAAAAGCUAAGAGAGACCACAGACCACUGGUGCCAAAUUUCUGGCCCGGGGGCCAGAUGUAGUUCAUUUACAGAUAUUGAAGUAAUCGACCUGCUGGGAUUUUGAGCACUCAGGGCCAUAAAAGACAAUUUCAGCGAUGUCACCUACAGAUUGAAAUCCUAUUCUGUUAAAAAAGCCCUAAAACCAAAGAGUAAUUGUCUCUAUAUAUGGCAUGGUGCAAUAUAUUGCUGUAGACACCUAUAACGUUUAUACUCCAGAGCCAAGUUAUAUUUUUAGUGAUGCAAAUGUAAGGGGACAACAGGCGAACUGUGCAUCAGUUCUAGUUUGUUUCUAUUGUAUUAAAGAUUUUUUUUUAUGUGAUUUAUUAUUAUUUUUCUAUGCAUAUAUUCCUCAUGAAUCAAGUACUGUAAGUACUUGUAAUUGCUGAUUGUGAUUGCUGUGAUUAGUUGUGCUGUGGGAUGAGGGUGUCAGAUGAGGUCAGAUCACCGUCUGUGUCCCGUCACCGUGUCCUCAUGUCUGCUCUGUAACAGGAUCGCAGCUGGGAUUAAUGCUAUUUCAAAUCAGCUGCUAACAAACACCAGAUGGUCGUUAAUUAGCACUGAUAGAACUUUAUCACUCGUUUAUCACAAGUUCAUUUCAUAAUCGGAUCAAUAGGAAUGCAAUAAGUUGAUUCGAAAUGAGUGAAAGACAGAAUGUUGUGUUUGUUUUAAAAGAAUAUAUUUUUUGAAAUAAAGUUUUUUUCACUUUUGCU
Molecule: messenger RNA, 4295 nt
Organism: Cynoglossus semilaevis (tongue sole)
Lineage: Eukaryota; Metazoa; Chordata; Actinopteri; Pleuronectiformes; Cynoglossidae
Gene: c15h3orf52
Product: chromosome 15 C3orf52 homolog
Exons: 7
Coding region: 1100-1873 (257 amino acids)
Source: RefSeq, a predicted model, not a curated record